AUGGCGAGAUACAUGCAGCUCGCCGUGCUGGUGGCGGCGCUGAGCGCGCUGUGCGCGGUCGACGUGCUGACCGCAUCGAUCGACUCGAGCGGCGCGCCGCGGGGGGCCGACGCGGCCGACGCCGCCAAGACGAUCUCGCCGAGCGGAGACGGAGUCCCCGCCGCGACCGGGGAAGCGGCCGCCAAGGCAGACGCCGUGGCCGCCGCCGAGGAAGACGCCGACCACGUCCGCGACAAGCGGCGCCUGCCCGACCCCGGCUUCAUCAUCCCCGCCACGCCCAUGGGCUUCUCCAAGAACGGCCAGCCCGCGCAGCAGGCGACCCCAGCGCAGCCGCAGGAGGCGCGGUCCGAGCGGCAGCCCACGCCGUCGACGCCGUCCCAGGCCGAGAGGAAGACGUCGUCCAUGGCGGCGUCCGCGUCGUCCGCCUACCCCACCCGCGGCUCCUACUCCUACGCCGACUCGGUGACGGCGCAGACCCGCCAGAAGAAGGCCCCCGCGCUGCACAAGUCCGGCAAGCCCGUGCCCGGCUCCAGGGAGGCGCCGCUCGGCCGCGAGGAGCACGUCAGAGCGCUCAAGUCCUUCCUGGAGCAGACGCGCAAGCUGGGCGUCCCCGACGAGCAGGCCCUCAAGCUGCUCGACAAGGAGCUGGCCAAGGCCAAGCGCCAGGGUCCGGCCUACCGCCCCGUGUACCACGCCACGCCGCUCAAGCCCUACGGAGCCCUCAUCAACUUCAACCAGGCGCCCUACGAGAAGCACCAGCUCAAGGGCAUGAAGCCCAUCAAGGAACAGCAGAACGACAUCCCCCCGCCCAACAAGCCCAUCGUGGUGGAGUCCGACCGCCAGAUCCUCGGCGCCAAGGCGACGCCGUCGCCCGCCCCGAUCCCCGGCCAGCACACCGAGGCCCUGGUGACCCCCAACGGGCCGCUGCGCGUCUCCGUGCCCAAGCAGAUCGAGCCCCAGCACCUCCUGCAGUCGUCGCAGAAGUUCAACCCCGUGCAGCUCUCCGGACCCCUCUCCGGCGCGCAGCACUCGUACCAGACCAUCUCCCUGCCCGUGGCCAGCUACAAGCCGGAGGAAGCCUACCAGACUCUGCAGUCGCUGGACCACAGCCAGUACCUGCAGGCCACGCCCAUCGAACAGACCGUGGACUCGGAGACCCCCGUCUCGCUGGAAGCCAUGCACAGCUACCCCGCGCCGGAGCAGCACAUCAUCGGCGCUCCUAUUCAGCAUGAGCAUGUAAUCUCCACCGUCGCCGCCCCGCAAGUGACCGUGGAGGAGGUCCACCAGCCCGUGUACGUGUACCGCCAGGAAGAAGUCAAGAUCCCCCCGCCCCAGGCGGAGGUCCACGUCGAACUGCCCGCCAAGCAGGUCAUCCACGAGCCCGUUCACCAGGGCGGCCUCUACCACGACCAGAAGGAGCACCCCGAGGAGUACGCGUCCCAGUACCGCUUCGGGUACCGGGUCCGCGACCAGCACGCCGGCAACGACUUCGGGCACGCCGAGACGCGCGAUGGCAAGAUGACCAAGGGCGAGUACUUCGUGACGCUGCCCGACGGCCGGCUGCAGAGCGUCAAGUACUGGGCCGACCAGGGCGGCUACCACGCGCAGAUCUCGUACACCAGCCACGCCGCCCACCCCGCGCCGGCACACUGAAAAACGUUUUGAAAGCCCGAAACACCGUGUUGUUCGUCGCCCACAAGCCUGUGAUUCCUUGUUCUGGCGACCAGAGACUGUCACUUUGUACCUAUUUUGAAACCUAGUCAGCUCUAGGACCCCGCGCCAUGAAAGAAAACCGGUACUACUGCCAGGAUUUUCUGUUUUAAAAAUGAUAUUGAGGCGUUGUUGGCUCUGGCAAACUAGUUUUGAAAUCGGCAUAAUCUCUCUGGACCGUCAAUAUGCCUGUAACUUCUGAAAUUUGAAACAAGCGGCCAUAGCCUGUAUGACUUUUGUUGUUUGCCCAUUGUAGUUAACGUAAAUUUUUAUUUAAAUCACUUGUUGACUAGUUGGUAGUUUGAUUUAAGUUGUUGUUGUUUUUAUGAUAAGUAGGAAGAUGUAAUAAGACCUAGACCAAAGCUAGUUGGUGGUAUUACAUUUCAGUUUGUACUUAAGAAUCCAAGUGAAAUGUGUGUCAAAAUAUUUAUUAUCGCUUUUAAAUGAGAUGUUUCUUUUUUGUGUAUUUUAUUUUUUUAUUAUUUUUUUUAAAAAAAGAGGAAAUAAAACAGGAAACUGCCCAGCGCGAGAGUUUCACUGGAGUGAUAUUUC
Thrips palmi is the source of this 2262-nucleotide messenger RNA. RefSeq lists its product as uncharacterized. Lineage: Eukaryota; Metazoa; Arthropoda; Insecta; Thysanoptera; Thripidae. The coding region runs from base 1 to 1653 and encodes 550 amino acids. The transcript has 8 exons. Gene Ontology annotation, cellular component: extracellular matrix. The record is from RefSeq and is a predicted model, not a curated record.